AUGACGGUUGGGAAAACGAAAGAAGGUUCGGAAUUCCCUGCGAAUCUGUUUGUCAGUGAGAAAGAGGGAGAUGUAAAGGUUUUGGGAGAAUGUUGGAUUGGUUACAUGGCUCAAAUGUCGAGUGAAGGGGUUGAUGAGGUCAUAGUGAUUGGAGGGUGUAGGGUUAUGAAUAAGAGACAGUGGAGGUGGGAUGAAGAAAAGACUAACCCCAUUUUAGUAUACCCCGUUCCAUUAUCAAUGACCAAUGGAGGUUGCCUGUUCAUCGUAGAGGGUAAGGGGCACACGUGGCAUUUACAACCUCAAGCGCGAGAUGGUCAUAAGUGA
Messenger RNA from Tremella mesenterica DSM 1558, 324 nucleotides. RefSeq lists its product as uncharacterized. NCBI's taxonomy places the organism in Eukaryota, Fungi, Basidiomycota, Tremellomycetes, Tremellales, Tremellaceae. The record is from RefSeq and is a predicted model, not a curated record. The transcript is spliced from 4 exons. The coding region runs from base 1 to 324 and encodes 107 amino acids.